AAAACCGCUCGAUUAACGCUUAUAGGUCAUACGUAAGCUAAUCGUAAGCUGCUACAAUGGCUGACAGCCGAGAAGUUGGUGAGAAAGGUGAGGAAAUCGCCCCCCUCCCACCCCACUCUGAGCAGGAGCCAGGUAGAACUGCAGGGUUUGUGAUUGUUGGAGGCGGAAUUGCGGGGGUUACCUGUGCCGAACAGCUGUCCGCCUUGUCCCCAGAUGACCCCAUCACCCUGCUGUCAGCCUCUCCUCUCAUCAAGUCUGUCACCAACUUCAGGCAGGUUGGUCGUGCGAUGGAGGAGUUUGAUGUUGAGGAGAAGACGACCGGAGCUCUACAGAAAGCCUGUCCUAACGUCAGGGUGGUGCAGGCACUGGUCAAGUCACUGGACACAGACAAACAUGAGGUGUACACAGAAGAUGGGGAGACGUUUCCCUACACCAAACUGUGCAUCUGUACCGGAGGCCAGCCCAAACUGAUCACGAAGGACAACCCUCAUGUCAUCGGGAUCAGGGACACAGAAACUGUACAGCACUUUCAGCAGAAGUUGGCCAAUGCUAGGAGAGUCGUUAUCGUCGGAAAUGGUGGCAUUGCACUUGAACUGGUCUAUGAGAUCGAGGGAUGUGAAGUCGUUUGGGCGAUCAAAGACGACUCUAUUGGAAACACCUUCUUCGACAGAGGGGCAGCCGAAUUCUUCCUGCCCCACCUGACGGCAGGCAAAUGUGAAGAAAAGAAGCCCCUCAAGAGGCUAAAAUACACCCUUACAGAGUCAUCUGUGGACAGUCCAAAGAAAGGAGAAACAGCGAUGGGAGGGGCACUUGGACCUGACUGGAAGGAGGGAUGGAGAAUGAAGGGGAAACAAGAUCAGGUUGCCCACCAAGUCCAUGUGGAGUACCAGUGUGAGGUGCAAGAGGUCCUCACUAGAGAAGAGUUCAACAGAUUAGGUCAAGCUGCAGAACACUUUCCCGGGACAUCAAGAGCAGAGGAACAGAAUGUUGCAGAUGAUUGGCCAGUCUAUGUGCUGUUGACCAAUAAGAGACUGUAUGGCUGUGACUUUGUAGUCAGUGCUACGGGUGUGGUUCCCUCAACUGGUCCCUUCCUCCACAAUACACAGUUUUGUGUGGCCCCAGACGGGGGUUUAAGAGUGGAUGACCACAUGCACACCUCGGUCCCUGAUGUCUACGCAGCUGGGGAUGUCUGCACUGCAUCAUGGGAACCUGCACCACAGUGGUUUCAGAUGAGGCUGUGGUCCCAGGCCAGACAGAUGGGUUCCUAUGCUGCCAAGUGUAUGGUGGCAGACAGGGACGGGGAGGAGAUAGACUUGGACUUCUGCUUCGAACUCUUCGCACAUGUCACAAAAUUCUUCAACUACAAGAUUGUAUUAUUAGGAAGAUAUAAUGCACAGGGACUUGGGAAAGAUCAUGAGCUGCUACUCAGGUGUACUAAAGGUCUGGAGUAUGUGAAGGUGGUACUGCAGGCAGGAAGGAUGCAGGGGGCAGUGCUGAUCGGGGACACUGAUCUGGAGGAAACCUUCGAGAACCUCAUCAUCAACGGGAUGGACCUCAGUCCUUACGGAGAGGACUUACUCGAUCCUAACAUUGAUAUAGAGGAUUACUUUGACUAGGCAUACUCACACAACAGGGCUGUCUCCACUCAUUGUUUGUUGAUUUUCCUGGCUAAGUAUGUCAUUUUAAGCCUUUGAAAGUACAUUUUCGUAAUGCAAUUUUAGGACGGAUGGCAUUUUCCAUCCCUACAAGCACAUUUCCGUCCCGGGAUGGAAGGACAGGUCCUGAAGACAGCCCUGUAACAGACACACUAUCCUUUUUCUGUUCCCUGCCUUUUGAAGGUUUUAUGUACAUGUAGAUUAUUUAUUGUGUCCUGUACAUGGAAAGUGCCAAAGAUUUCUAAAGAAGUAGAGACAGAUGUUGUACAGAGAAAGUAUUUAAUCAUGUUGAAUUUGUGACACAGAACUCACACUACUUUAUGUAUUAAUAAAGUCAUGAAAAUUUAAAAUGCAAAACUCACAGUACUAUUGUCAAUCUAACUAUCUUUAUAGAUAUACAUUGUACAAAUGUAUCACACUUGUCAUUUCCAGAAAUUUGUAAUGGUACAGGUCUAAAAAUUUACAACCAAUCUUGCUACAAUUUCUGUUUUUUUUUUUCCAUUUCACCAACAUUUCCCGUAAGUGCCUGAUAAACAAAAUUAGAUUGGUGUGAGUUACGUUAAGAUAAAUGCCUUGUGCCAUACAGAAGGGUUUGAU
This is a messenger RNA of Branchiostoma floridae (Florida lancelet), 2252 nucleotides long. RefSeq names its product pyridine nucleotide-disulfide oxidoreductase domain-containing protein 1-like. The transcript has 13 exons. NCBI's taxonomy places the organism in Eukaryota, Metazoa, Chordata, Leptocardii, Amphioxiformes, Branchiostomatidae. The record is from RefSeq and is a predicted model, not a curated record. Bases 57 to 1616 code for a protein of 519 amino acids. Gene Ontology annotation, molecular function: flavin adenine dinucleotide binding; oxidoreductase activity.